Manis javanica (Malayan pangolin) is the source of this 867-nucleotide messenger RNA. NCBI's taxonomy places the organism in Eukaryota, Metazoa, Chordata, Mammalia, Pholidota, Manidae. The record is from RefSeq and is a predicted model, not a curated record.
AUGUCUCAGAGAUCGCCCGUCUCCACCCCCGCCGCCUCCCGCCAGGCCACCGGCUCCGGCUCCGGCUGUAACCUGCGAAUUCCCGAGACGGACCCUCCCCGCCUCGGUCAGGAUUUUUACACGCCCUCCACCCUCCGCAAGCCCUCUCCCGCCUCAGCCGCGGCGCUCGAGCCGCCCACCCCCGCCCCCCGCCCGCUCGUCCCAAGCCGCCGCGCAGGCUCGGCGCCCGUCUCCUCUCCGCCCCGCUGCCUCGGCGCCCCGCAGUCCCCGGCGCUGCCUCCAGCCCCGCCGCCGCUGCCGCCGCCCCGCCCCGCUUCAACCGGCGUUCCCGAGGGCGAUCACACCAGCGCUCCCCGCCCCCACUCCCCGCCGCCCGCGCGGCCGCUAGGACAGCCGGGCCCGACACACGGUUGCGCCGCAAGCGCCCGGGCCAAGGAACGCGAGCUCGAGCACAGGCGCCCGCCCUCACCCCGGGCCUCUCCGGGGUCCCGCGGAGGACUGCCGGAUCUGCCGGCGGGAGGGGGAGGGGCCGCGGCCGCGCAGCCCCCGCACUCACCAGGCUCCAGGCAACCGCCCCCGGUGCCAACGGUGGUGCUUGCUUGCUCGCCCGCCCGCCGAGCCUUUCCCCGCACACAAUCUCGAAGAGCCGGCCCGCGCCCCCGCGGUGCUCACCAGGCCUCGCUCUCUGCCGCCGCGCACCCAGCAGCGAGACCCAGCUCAGCGGGCUCUCUCUGUGCGCCUGCGCGUGGGGGCCGGCCCGCGCGCCUGCGCACGCCCCUCCACCGCCCUGCUGCAGAGGCUGCCGGGAGAUGUAGUCUAACUGUCUUUCCCUGUGAGCUCUGGCCGGCUGCGAACGAGCAGAGUUGA